This is a messenger RNA of Camponotus floridanus (Florida carpenter ant), 2124 nucleotides long. RefSeq lists its product as uncharacterized. The coding region runs from base 78 to 2060 and encodes 660 amino acids. Gene Ontology annotation, biological process: unsaturated fatty acid biosynthetic process. Gene Ontology annotation, molecular function: iron ion binding; stearoyl-CoA 9-desaturase activity. The transcript is spliced from 11 exons. NCBI's taxonomy places the organism in Eukaryota, Metazoa, Arthropoda, Insecta, Hymenoptera, Formicidae. The record is from RefSeq and is a predicted model, not a curated record. Gene Ontology annotation, cellular component: endoplasmic reticulum membrane.
GUAGUGCGACAUCAAUUUUUUAUCCUUCAGGUUCGCUCGAUAGCAUUUCGAGAGACAUUUUACAAAUACGGAAAACAAUGUACAGUUCAACGAUAACUGAAUACGAGGACAAUAAAAGCCGAAAGUUAACGCUGGAAACGAAGAAUGGCAAGAACUCGAUUCUCGAUCAACUGUCAAAAGAGAACAUACCGGUGGUACAAUCACUGGUUUGGACCUCUAUCACUCUUUUUUCUGUUCUCCAUAUCAUUGUAAUCUAUCUAUUUGUCACGCGAUAUAAUGAGGCGAAAUUUUGGACUUGGAUAUUUGCAAUAUCAUAUGAAAUCCUUGGUGGUUUGGGUAUAACGGCAGGUGCUCAUCGUUUCUGGGCACAUAGGAGUUAUAGUGCCACAUUACCACUUAAAAUUAUGCUAGCUUGUUUGUUCUGCUCGGUCGGACAGUUUUGUUUGACUAAAUGGAUCCACAUCCACCGAAUGCAUCAUAGAUACACGGAUACAUCCGCGGAUCCGCAUAAUGCUAGUCGCGGUUUUUUCUUCUCGCAUAUUGGCUGGCUAAUGGUGAAAUGUCAUCCGGCAGUUAAGGAAGGUAGUAAAAAUGUGGAUAUGAGCGAUAUUGCUGCCGAUCCUGUAGUACGUUUUUUCGACAAAUAUUAUCUGCCGAUCAUGUUCUCCCUAUGCUUUGUUCUACCGACUCUGGUACCCGUAUAUAUAUGGAACGAAACCUGGAUAAUAAGCAUAGGUGCUACGAUUUUCCGCUACAUAUAUCUGUUCAAUGCGGCUGCUGCUGUCAACAGUUUUGCUCAUAUAUGGGGCACUCGCCCGUACAACAGGAAUCUUAAGGCAACUGAAAAUCCAAUAGUAGCCUUCUUUGCUCACGGUGAGGGUUGGCACAAUUACCAUCAUUGUUUCCCGUGGGAUUACAAAGCCGCGGAGUUAGGUUUAUAUCGUCUCAAUCUGCCGACCGCCUUUAUAGAUUUCAUGGCCUGGUUAGGAUUGGCAUACGAUUUGAAGACACCGAGUUCUGAGAUGAUCGACAAAUUUUGCGCGAAAAAAGCAAUGUACGAUUCAAUAACCGAUUAUGAGGAGAAUAAAAGUCGAAAGUUAACACUGGGAACAAAGAAUGGCAAAAAUUCGAUUCUCGAUCAACCUCCAAAAGAGAACAUACCGGCGGUACAACCAUUGAUUUGGCACAAUGUCAUUGGUAUCCCUCUUCUCCACGUCAUUGCAAUUUAUUUGUUCGUCACACGAUAUAACGAGGCAAAAUUUGGGACUUGGAUAUUUACAAUGUUAUAUGCAAUCCUUGGUGGUUUGGGUGUAACGGCAGGCGCUCAUCGUUUCUGGGCACAUAGGAGUUAUAGUGCCACACUGCUACUCAAAAUUAUGCUGACUUGUUUUUACUGCACGACCGGAGAGUUUCGACUUACUGAAUGGAUUCACGUGCAUCGAGCGCAUCAUAGAUACACGGGUACAUGCGCGGAUCCACAUAAUGCUAGUCGCGGUUUUUUCUUCUCGCAUGUUGGCUGGUUAAUGAUGAAGCAUCAUCCAGCAGUUAAGGAAUAUGGUAAAAAUGUAGAUAUGAGCGAUAUUGCUGCUGACCCUGUGAUACGUUUUUUCGAUAAAUAUUUUUCGCCGAUCAUGCUAUCGUUAUGCUUUGUUCUACCAUCUCUGAUACCCGUAUAUAUAUGGAACGAAACCUGGAUAGUAAGCAUAGGUGCUACACUCAUUCGCCACCUGCUUAUAUUGAAUGCGACUUUUGCUGUCAACAGUUUUGCUCACUCAUGGGGCACUCAUCCGUAUGACAGGAAUCUUAAUGCAACAGAGAAUCCAAUAUUAUCCUUCCUUGUUCUCGGUGAAGGUUGGCACAAUUACCAUCAUUGUUUCCCGUGGGAUUACAAGGCCGCGGAGUUAGGUUUGUAUCGUCUCAAUCUGACGACUGCCUUUAUAGAUUUCAUGGCCUGGUUAGGAUUGGCGUACGAUUUGAAGACAUCGAGUUCCGAGAUAAUCGACAAAUUAUGCGCGAAAAAUGGUGACGGUACGAACCUUUUAAAAUUAAAUGCAAAAUAGAUAUAUAGAUAUUAAAGAAGAAAGAAUUUAACGAGAAUAAGUGUACGUAAUUUUUUCAUGAUAA